AUGAAACAACCAGCCCCUAUCAGAGGCGAACGCAUGGAGACAUUAAUCAUCCAAACACUCAUCGCAAACACACCAGUCGAUCCAGAUAUCCCAUCCAGAUCCGAUACAAGAACAGAACAACACAUCACCGUCGACCUCCCAGAUAGCAAUCGUCAUAGCUCCGAUCCCAAUCGCUAUCUCAUCAAUAGAAAUAAUCCAAUUGGCGGACACGGUGUUAAAUUAUCAGACAUCGAGGCUGAUACAUACGACGAUUACGUGGCACAGAUUCAACUUGGGAAAGCCCUCAAAACUCUGGAGAGCAAAGACGGUGAAAAGCCUAUGUCUAGGAAAAAGCUCUUACGAAUAGUACUUAUGAUGAAAGAGCUUGUCUCGGGACUGAUUGAAGACCGCGAGACCCGAUCUACCAAUAUUGCGACGUGGGUUGAUUUGCGAAAGUCGCUUAUGGAUAAACUGUUCGACUCUCGAUAUACAAGUGAUGAAGCGAGUGGAAAUACAAGUCCGGAUGAUGGUGAAGAUGAUGAUGAGGAGAAGAACCCAAAAGCACUCGUUGAGAGAGUAGGCGUUGUGAUCUCUGCCAUAAAACAUCAAACGGGGAUCAACGAAAAAUUAUUGAAAUCGUUGGAAGAUGUAGAGGACAGUAAAUACCAGAGAAUCAGUGACGCUAUGCGUGCUCGGGGUUUCAAGUAG
Molecule: messenger RNA, 687 nt
Organism: Sclerotinia borealis F-4128
Lineage: Eukaryota; Fungi; Ascomycota; Leotiomycetes; Helotiales; Sclerotiniaceae
Source: the annotation of a GenBank genome assembly